Molecule: messenger RNA, 1406 nt
Organism: Abrus precatorius (Indian licorice)
Lineage: Eukaryota; Viridiplantae; Streptophyta; Magnoliopsida; Fabales; Fabaceae
Product: zinc finger A20 and AN1 domain-containing stress-associated protein 5-like
Exons: 1
Coding region: 244-651 (135 amino acids)
Biological process (GO): protein ubiquitination
Molecular function (GO): ubiquitin-protein transferase activity; zinc ion binding
Source: RefSeq, a predicted model, not a curated record
GUCAAAAGAGGAGGGGGGAUGGUGGUGAUGGUGGGACAGAAGAAAAAGGAAGGUGGACAAGUUGGUAAUUGCAGAUGGCAUGAAAAGGUUUGAUACGCGUCUCUAUGAGGUCCAUAUUCCAUUUCCAUUACCAACCUCACAACCCAUCUCUUACAAAUCACUCGUUCCUCUCCUUUCUCUCUUCUCAAUCCCAUCCCCAAUCUCUCUUAACUCUCUCCCUCUCUCUCUCCCUCUAAACAGACCAUGGCUCAGAAGGCAGAGAAGAACGAAACCGAUUUCAAGGUCCCUGAAACCAUCACCCCCUGCAGCACCAACCCCGCCACCAUUCCAGAACCUUCUAGAUUCUUCGACGCAUCCACCACCGCUCCCGCCGCGUCAUCGCGCUCCCCCAAGAGACCCCUCCCUCCUCAAGACCCCUUGCAAACCGAUCAAGCCCCGUCCUCCGAGCCCAAGCGCGCCGUCAACCGCUGCUCCGGCUGCCGCCGACGUGUUGGCCUAACCGGAUUCCGUUGCCGGUGCGGCGAACUCUUCUGCGCCGAGCAUCGCUACUCCGACCGACACGACUGCUCCUACGACUACAAAGCCGCAGGAAGAGAAGCCAUCGCCAGAGAAAACCCCGUCGUCAAAGCCGCGAAGAUCGUCAAAGUUUGAAACCCUAAAUCGGGGAUGAAUCUCGAGAGAAAAAAGGAAAACACGAAACUACGUUGAAACGACGCGGUUGAAAGGCUAAACUUGCAGCGAGGAACUAUUCCGAUCGCGAUUAGUUAAUUACGCGCGUCUCUUUCUCCGAGACGCGACUCGGGCGCGUGUGUGAAGCUGAGAAAUUGUAACACGAAAAGAUGAACUUCAUCUUUUUUAUUUUCUUACAUAAUUUCUAAAUUUUUAUGUUUUUUUUUUUUAAAUUUGGGCUUGGAAAUUUUUAAGUUAUUGUGUUGUUUAUUAUGUGAAUUUUAUCUUUUUUUGGUUUGGUAGGACUUGGGAAGCAUAGGAUUCAGGGGUGUGGGAGAGUAAAUUUUAAGGGGAUGUGAGGAUAUAAUUGUCAAUUUGUGUUGUACUUUGAAUUUGGAAUUUUCGAGAAUGGUGAUGAUGAUAGAAAGUUGGGUGGACCCACAUGAUUUGACAUGUGACGAUUGUUUUCGCGAUAUAUUAUUGAGUGGGUGAGUUCGUGUCGUGAUGUAGCCGCAGCGAGAUUUCGUGCUUCCGGUUUUUUGUUUUCGGGGACAGUGACUCGUAACUUUUGGCGCAUUCUAGCCAAUAGGGUUGCGCCACGUGUAUGAUAGAUAAUUACGUUCUGCUUUUAUAUUUUUUCGAUGGAAGAAUCCCGAGGGAAUGUCAUGAUCGAACGCCUAGGAUUUGGUGGCGGUGGAUGCCAUUUGAGCAUUAUUUUGUUCUUUUAUAAUUGUUUU